ACUGUUUAUUUGCAUGAGCUACUGUUUGUGUCGCUCAAACAUGCUAAUUUGUCGCGGUUUUACUUUGAUAGCCACAACCGGAUAUGUCUUUACGAAUUGUGUCGAGCUUGACCGUGGCCUGUCAUCUGACUCUUUUCCUGUUGGGAGAGAAAAAGUUUUGAAACCCCACCCUCUCUACUGACUGUAAGCACAGACGUAGAAGUGGUUCGAGGUCCUGGCGAGUGAGCGCUGACCGAGGAAGAGGAAUACGAUAAGAAGUUAUGAUGGAGUUAUUGCGCUGUUUGGAUACCGACUGUAAGAGCGAGCCCACCGAGCUGGACCAGGCCACGCGCUGAACUCCAAUGAGGAACUAACGGGAUUUGUUUUUACUGCGCGUUUCUCCCUGGAAAGUAAAGCUAAGCAGGUUUGGAUAGCUCUUCCUGUUACAAAGUCGGCAGUUCCUAAGUUUUAAAAGUUGUGAUAAAGCCCAGCUCAUUGCGUGCUUCUGAUAAGACCGUAAUUAUGGAUACUCACGCGCAAUGGGAUGCGGGAUUUCCUGCGGGGGCGCCGCAAAGUUGCGGUCAGACGCGGUUAUUGGAGGUCUGGGCUUAAUAAUGCGAACUGGUCAGCCCUGAAACUUGUCGUAAAACACUGGUUGGCUGGACUGAAUGCUCCUUUCCUGCUAUUCUUCUCCGCUUCUCAGCGCUUCCUGCUUGUGGUGGCCACUGCACUUAAUGGCUAAAAAUACAUAAAACUCAAAAUGGACAGCUUAAUGUUGUGGGAAUCUUAAUUUGGGGUUGCAGUUGCAACACUCGAAGUAUUUUACAACAAGCUUGGGGACAUUUUUAUUUUUGUCCUUUAGUCUUCUUAAUCACAACUCAACAGGUGGCAAUUUUGAAUGAGAGAAGAGAAGAGCUAAUUUGCCCAUAAUGAGGUGAUUCAAGAGCCUCUAAAGUACAGGCCGGUGAAAUGAUAUUGUGCUCAAACCAUGUGUUGGGAAACCACACACCACAUCACUUACACAGAGAGAAAUUCAGUGGAGACAGUGCUGCCUUUCUGAGCUUUGAUACACUUAGCCAUAAUCAAACAAAAGCAGUCUCUUGACUGGUUCUGCAUUUUCAAAUGGAGAGCUUUGCAUUUCACGUCAAGACGAAUGAAAGACACUUGCUGUUCAGUUAUCUUUGAAUCCUCUCCUGUAGCCCACUUGUUGGUCAAGCUUUUGAAUACAUUUCACUGGUCCCUGAUGAACCAACAAGAAAGACAGGAAAGGGAGCGAGGCGCAAUAAAGUACUUCUUUGUACUUUAUUUUCAAACCCUUGGGGUGCAAAAUCAGAUCCAGUCAAAACAUCUGCUUGAGGCUCCAUGGAGCCACUGAAGAACAUAUUCAGCCGUGGCCCACUGUCGAACUGGAAAAAUUUGGAUCAAUCACAAAAAGGGAACUUCACCAAUCCCGUGUGGACAGCCUUAUUCGACUAUGAGGCGUCCUGUAAAGAUGAGCUCACCUUGCGUAAAGGUGACCUGGUGGAAGUCCUCUCUCUGGACUCUGAGAUAUCAGGGGACGAGGGCUGGUGGGCGGGAAAGGUCAACAACAAGGUGGGCAUCUUCCCAUCCAACUACGGCUCCUUCAAGCCAAGCGGAUACGGGAAGCUUCAGGGCAGCAGUGUGGUCGGUGAGCUCGGCCCGGCCGUGGUGGGCGAGUUCGAACCCGAGGUGGUGGAUUUCCGGGAGCUGAGCCUGGAGGAGGUCAUUGGGGUCGGGGGCUUCGGGAAGGUGUAUCGCGGUACAUGGAGAGGCGGGCUGGUGGCUGUGAAGGCCGCCCGCCAAGACCCAGAUGAGGACAUUAGCGUGACGGCUCAGAACGUGAGGCAGGAGGCGCGUCUGUUCGCCAUGCUCACCCACCCCAACAUCAUCGCCCUGAAGGGCGUCUGCCUUCAGGAACCCAACCUGUGCCUCAUCAUGGAGUACGCCUCGGGUGGGCCGCUGAGCCGUGCGCUGGCUGGGCGUCGCAUCCCGCCGCACGUCCUGGUCAACUGGGCCGUGCAGAUAGCCAAAGGGAUGUUGUACCUGCACAGCGAGGCCAUCGUACCCGUCAUCCACCGGGAUCUCAAGUCCAACAACAUCCUUCUGGCCCAGCCCAUAGAGAAUGAAUGUAUGGAGGGUUUGACAUUGAAGAUCACCGACUUCGGCCUGGCGAGAGAGUGGCACAAGACCACCAAGAUGAGCACGGCGGGCACCUACGCCUGGAUGGCCCCUGAGGUCAUCAAGUCCUCCACCUUCUCCAAGGGCAGUGAUGUCUGGAGCUAUGGUGUUCUGCUGUGGGAGCUGCUAACAGGAGAGGCACCCUACAAAGGGAUUGAUGGACUUGCUGUCGCCUAUGGAGUCGCUGUCAACAAGCUCACCCUGCCCAUCCCUUCUACGUGCCCCGAACCCUUUGCUCAGCUCAUGUCAGAGUGCUGGGACCAGGACCCCCACCGCAGACCCAAUUUCAGCUCCAUCCUGGCCCAGCUGACGGCCCUGGAGCAGCAGGUGAAGGAUGAUAUGCCCCAGGACUCCUUCCACUCCCUGCAGGAGGACUGGAAACUGGAGAUCCAGGACAUGUUUGAUGAACUCCGGGCUAAAGAGAAGGAGCUGCGGUGCCGCGAGGAGGAGCUGAAGCGAGCGGCUCUGGAGCAGAAGUCCCACGAGGAGUUCCUGCGGCAGCGCGAGCAGCAGCUGGCCCAGUGGGAGCAGGACGUGUUCGAGCGCGAGCUCAGCCUCCUCAUCCUCCACCUGAACCAGAACCAGGAGAAGCCCAACGUCAAGAAGAGGAAGGGCACCUUCAAGAAGCACAAGCUCAAGUGCAAGAACGGCGAGAAGAUCAGCAUGCCCCAAGAUUUCAUCCAUAAGAUAACAGUGCAAGCAUCCCCAGGCCUGGAGAAGAGGCGCAACUCUCCUGAUUUGGGUUCAGGCUCCUCGCCCUCCUUCGGCCCACGUUUCCGCGCAAUUCAACUCAGUCCCAGUGACAACAGCCGGACAUUUGGGCUCAGCCCGGUCUGGCCCCUAGAGGCCCCCUCUCUCAAACAAGCCAACGGAGACCUGAGGUUGUGCCCCCACUGGAGGCCUCAGAGCCCGAAAAGUCCCAAAAGCCCCAAGGUCCUGCGCCUUAGUCCCCAAGAAAGCAGUCUCUCGAUGAGAGCCAAGCUCCUGGAAUCAGACAGCAAUGAGAACGGAGAGUCCAAGGACGACUUUGAGGAGUACAGACCUUCUACCCCAACCCCUCCCACUGCUCAGAACGGCUCCUCAGUGAAGGACAGCCUGCGGCUUCCUCUACCUCAGGGAGACUCGGGCAGCGAGGAAGGGGGUUCUUCCCCGGCUGGCUCCCCCAGGCCUGAGAGGGGUUCCCUCAGUAGCCUGAUUAAGAGCACCCACCGGGCCCUGCUCGGCGGUGGCUCUCUCCUGGCCUCCGUAGGACUGGGUCGCUGCCUCGAUAUUCCCCCAAGGGUGCCCCCUCGAACUAACCCCCCUCUUGAGGACCGCACCCCCUUCGAACUGGAGAUCUCCUCCCCAAAACCCCUAAUUUCAGACCCCCCAGUAGUGGACGAUCUCAUCACCUUCUCCACCUCUGAGUCGCUCCCCAGACCGCUCUUGGAUUUAGCUCUGCAGUACCAAGAACUUAAGCCCUUGCCCCUGACUCCGCCACCACCGAACCCUCGUGAGAGGAGCGGCCACCGGACGCCACAGAGUCCGCAGAGUCCCAGGACCCUGCGGCACGACAGGACCAACCCAGGGGAAUGGACCCCGAGUUCCCAUUCGACCAAUGGGGAGACGGGCUGUGAGGCUUGGGAACACAGAGCUGACAGGAGGAGGAGGUCCAGCCAAGGCCUGCACACCUCUCAGCUAGUUUUGGACCUGCCCUUGUGCCAAGACACACAGGACUCUGAUGACAAGCCUUCAGUGCCCUAUUCUCUCCUCCCCAACCCCGCCCUCUGGAGCCCCAAAACCCGCCGCCUAGAAGUCAGCGUCAUCCCCCGGCCCCGCCCGUCCCCGAUCCGCCCCCGCAUCGACCCCUGGAGCUUCAUCUCGGCCGGCGGCGGGAACUCAGGAGGAGGUCGCAGCCCCAGCCGCUCGGACAGCGCCCAUCUGGGCUACCAGCCCUCCCCCACCAACCCUUUCACCAACUGCGACCCGUUCCCGUCACCAGACUGUGACCCAUUCACCCUCAAAGCCGACCCCUCGAGCAGCUCGGACACAGCCUCGCCCUUUGACCCCUUCUCGGCUCCCUUUCCCACGUCCCGCUCUGCCCCGUGCUCCACCAACGGCUCGCCCACGCUACCCUCGUUCCGCAUAGCACCCCUCAACCCAGCUGACUCGCCCCUGAUCGACCUGGGCUGGGCCGCCUGCAGCAAGCCCCUGGAUGGCACCAAAGAGAGAGCUCACCCCCGCAGGACACUGGGGCUGAAGCCCUUCAAGUCCCCGACGCAGCUCAGAGACGACAGAUUCUAAGCCCGGGCCUCGUCUGUGGCCCUUGGCCAACUCACUUACGGAUGUUAAAAAGUGCGGUUUUUAUCACAGGAACACAGUCCAGGACCAUUUCCACUACUAUGCCCUACAUCUUAAAGGAAAGGUGGUACAUUGGAUUGUGGGAUAGUUACCUGUGAACCAAUAGCUGGUGCCCAUUUCAUUCUCCCUCUCUAUCUCUGUUUCUCUAUCCCUUUGAAGGAGCAGAACACAGAUCACUAGUCCCAUCUUCAGAUUCUAUCAGACUGCUCAUAUCACCUGCUUUCAUCUCCCCCUACCUUUGAAGCAUUGUGACAAUGCAGAGGUGGAUAAGGCGACUUGCACAGCUUCAUCUGCCUCUACCUCUCUGCAGACUGAAAGCAUUCAGGACAACGGAAAAUUGGAGUGCCUUAUUUCGUGAAGUGUUUUUAAUAUAUAUCUUUUCAAGGUUCCUUGAAUGGUUAAUCUGGUGCGUAGGGAAGAUGCUAUGAAUUUGGCUUAAAUUUGCAAAUCAGCUUAGCAUUGCUGUGGAAGAAAAUGUCGUCUGCGUGUGCGUGCGUGUGUGCAUGUAUGUCUAGACUCAUUGUUCAAGGAAAGCUUACUGUUGUGUGUGUGUGUGUGUGUGUGUGUUUUUCUUUUUUUCUUUUUUUUUUUAAACAGCCUCUGCCUGUUGCAUUAUGGGAGAAAGCACUCAGAGUGGAUAUUCUAGGCCACUCAUGAAAUCCAAGACAAAACCAUGACCCAGGCAUUCCACUUGGAAGCAGAUAACAUUCCACUCACAUUCCCCGGGAAAUGCCAGGGAUUGGACAGAUUCAUUGGGUUGGCAGGCGACAGAGCACAGGAAACAAGACGGGGGAGCCCUCUGCAUUCCCUCCAUAUGCCAAAGAAUGCCACUGUGACGGUGUAAGGGCUGGGACAAAAGAGUGUCUGCAAAUAAGUUGUUUUUACCUCCACUGAGUGCCAGACGGGUGGGUUUGCCACACUGGACGAUACAGAGAGAGACGAGACAAUCGCAGAUAGUAUUUAAACAUGACUUUAAUAUACUUUUCUGUGGUUAUUUGACGUAUUUGACACUAUCCAGAUUGUCUUACCACCACCCGUCUGAUGCUUUAGGAAGGUUCAACCAAAAAUUAGUAUUUGCAAAUACCACAGUACAAUAGAUAUGGACGCUUCAUUGAAUACUUCAUUUGUACAGGCUGCCAGAGUAGGAGUAGCCUCACAAAGCCAGUCCACAACUUCACUGUGUCUUCCAUUUCACAUCUCACACUCCUCUCCUUCACCUGCCUGGACAAAUGCAGCACUCACUCAGCACUCUGCGGCUGUCAUUAGUCCUCUCCACCAACUAGAAAAACUACUGUGCUUGUUCUGGAAAUGUUAUAUUUCUCCCAAACUGAUCCAGCACAAAAAAAAAGGUUUGAAAUUCAUGUUUCACAUUUUUCCCCUGUGACACCUAAUUUUAAAGGAGUAGUUUGACAUUUUGGGGAAUGCACUUCUUGCAGAGAUAAGAAGAUUGACACCACAGUGUCAUAUCUGUCCGUUCAAUAUGAAGCUGGAGCCAACAGCUGGUCAGCUUAGUUUAGCAUAAAGACUGGAACCACUAAAGCUCACUGAUUAACAUGUUGUACCGAAUCUCAUCUCAUCUCAGCUCUCCUGAGACUUGUCGUCGCCGUGAGGUUGCCAGGCAACCAGCUGAAACUCCUGUAAAACUGCAACUUAAUGUUUUUCACCUUGGUUUUUCAGCUGAUUUAACAAACAUGAUAUGACAUGUUGACUAAUGAGCUUUAGAGUUUCUGGUAGGUACAUUUCAUUACCUUUGGACAGAGCCAGGCUAGCUGUUCCCCCCCGUUUCCAGUCUUAAUGCUAAGCUAGGCUAACCAUUUCCUGAUUCCAGCUUCGUAGUUACACAAGCAAGCAAAUGAGCCUUGUCAAACAAUUCCUACCAGAGUUGGUGACACGUAAUGUGCAUCAACCAUCAUGAGAUGAUGUUGUUAGACUUGUAGACUGAGUUUGCGAGAUGUAGGCUGGCUUUGCGAGACUAAAGUCACAGUGCUCCUAAACUGUCCUCACAGUUUUUUGGUUUAAAAAAAAAAAAUCCAUCCUAAACCAUUUUAGCAGUACUACAAAGAUCUAGUAGGAUCAUCGGAUUACUGUGGUGUCAUAUUGAGAUAUUUUCAGAACAGAUACAACAGAGAAGUCCAAGCAUUCAACAAUUGUACAGGGAGAAAUUCAUUGCAGAGACUCUGAAGUAUCAUUUCCCCCACCAACAGCAGCCUCAACAGACCAGAAUGCACUGGAGCAACACCUGAAAAACUCGCUCUUUCACUCUUGGUUCACAGUCAUUAUCAUCAGUGGUUGUUUUACAAGCUAAACGAAACACAUUCAGACAGUUUCUCAGGGUUUUUUCUGAAAAGCAUCCUGGGAAAUGUAUGAGGUGAGGCAGGUUGAGGGAAAAGUGGCUGCAGCAACAAAUAUAUGACAGAAAAACUCCUGGAAUGGGUUGAACAUCAGAGACUGAUAUCCAUGGCUAUUUUUUUUGCAGUCAGCUGGUUCCCAAGCGUGUAGUCUAUCAACAUAAUUGGUGUAGGUCAAGCAUGUAAGAAACUGAAAGAGACCCACUUACACAUGGCACAAACUCGUCGUGUUACCCACGUCGUUACUUGAGCAUUACAAGGUACAAAUACUGAUUGGGUUCAUCAGUGACACCGUGUCAUUGGAAGACAAUAACAGCUUUGUUCUGAUGAAGAGUGAAAACCUCGUCUCCAAAGGGUAAAGCUUUGUGAUUAGCCUAAUAAUCCUGCUGACGAAUAGAGGAGGCUGAUAGCGAUAAUUAGCCUCUUGAUAAGAGCAGGGAGCAUUAACAAAGUGUUCAGAUAUUUGGUUAAUUAAUUUGCCCCGACAUCACCGAAAUGCCCUGCGUCCUCCUCACAAGGUAUUGAGUCGCUCCCUGCAUCAGCUUACGUCUCGAUUGAAGUCGUGCAUUUUUUUUUAUGCAUAAAGUUUCAAAGGCAGGUUGAGCUGUCUUUCCUCCCUUCCUUCCCUUUUCUCUCUGUUGCCACGGGCUGCUCAGCUGCUGACCGGAUGAAAUCUUCACUGUUGAGGUUCACCUUUUUCUACGUCCUUCCCCCUAAGGUGAUGUGGGAGAUAGCUUUUUUUUUUUUUCCCUUUUUUU
This is a messenger RNA of Lates calcarifer (barramundi perch), 7624 nucleotides long. Its product is annotated as mitogen-activated protein kinase kinase kinase 11. Gene Ontology annotation, biological process: protein phosphorylation; microtubule-based process; positive regulation of apoptotic process. Gene Ontology annotation, cellular component: centrosome. Lineage: Eukaryota; Metazoa; Chordata; Actinopteri; Centropomidae. Gene Ontology annotation, molecular function: protein binding; ATP binding; JUN kinase kinase kinase activity. The record is from RefSeq and is a predicted model, not a curated record.